UUAAGUGGUUGGAUGUGUUAGAUCAACUCCAUCUUCUUGAACCAGACUAGUGGAAUCUCCCUAACCAGAUAAGUGCAGAAUCCCAUGUUCCCCAGUUCAGCUGCUCCUUUUAACAUCAUGUGCUCAAAUCAUUGUACCAGAGGUCAAAUCAGUCUUCUAACAAAAAAUGGGAGGGCAGUUUCGUACCAAAAGCACAAAUUUAUCAAGGCGCAGUUUGAAACAAGAACAACAUAGUAUUAUAACCCAAGAACUCCCUGGGCUUUAAAACCAGUUUCAGGAAACACGUGGGUCUCAAACGACUUUUGUGUCCUAGUUCUCUGUACUUGAGGUUUUGAAUCACGGGAGCGCAAAGACACUGAGGCUCAUAUUGCGGCGGUUGUCGGUCGGAAAACUCGGUUUCCGGUGAGAUGAAGGAGAAAUCGCAGUACCCAACUGGUUUGGCCGGGGAGGGCAAAGCUAGAAAUGACGGCAGAAGAGACGAGAAGCAGAAAUUAGAAGUGGGUAGAGCGAUUGAACAGGUUAGAUACAAACGAAGCUCGAACUUGGAUGAGAUAAUGAAAGAUGGAGCAAGUGCGUCCCUUACUGAACAUGCUCCUGAAUCAAGCAGCUUAAAUUUGCCAGAAGCCAAAGGUCCAAAGCAAAAAGUACAGGAUGGUCAUUCUACCAAAACCAAAUGCAUUUCUGUUCUUGCAGGUCAAGGCACUCAAGAUGAACAGUCUCCAGGAGGUGGGAAUGCAAAACAUGAAAGUGAAAAGAUCCAGCGGCUGUCCAAAUCCAAGAAGAAGAAAGAUCUUAACUUGCCUCGUCGUGCUUCUAAGCGACUAGCUGGUAUUGAAGUUGAUACAGUGCCAGAACUGAAAGCAAGCACUCGAGCACGUCGAGUUGGCAGCAAACAGUCGGAUAAUUCGGCUGGUUGUACAUUCCAACAGCCAGAAAAGCAAGAUUUUGCUUCUGUUGUUCAGGAAGAGCAUGAUAAGGCUGAAGAGAAGCCUGGAGUUCCUCCGGAUUCGCCUCUUGCUGAUUUCUUCACAGAUCCAUGCAUUGCAUUUGCAAUAAAGACUCUAAAGGAUCAUUCGGGGAACGGAGAAACAGAUAUGAGCUAUGAGAAGCAGGAAUGCAAUGUAUUUCCGCCUCCAGGCAACUUGGUUAAACAAGAAAAACAUGAUGGCAUAGUUGGAACUGGUGAGAAGUCGGGAUCAUCCAUUACUGAACCGCCUUUCGGGAGUUCAUGGCCGGACCCCUGCAUUGAAUUUGCUAUAAAGACUCUCACUGGUGCAAUCCCACUCGAGUAUGACCCGCAUAUCGAGGAGUACUUCCAGAAGCAACUUGGUUCAUCACAACAACACAAGGACAAUCUUUUGCAAAAAGAGAUUGCCUGACCAAAGGUUUCUGCAAUGUUUAACUCCCCAUGUGUGUUUUCAAGUUUAGCUUUAGAGUCUGUAUUAGCAUAGCGUUAUGUGCAAUCUAAUUUGUUCUUAAUACUGAUUGUUUGGCCUUUGAUUAAUCUAACGCUCCAAAUGAUGUAGAAGACACUGUUAGCAGCAACCUUUUAAGGUUUUUCCUUCUGUUUAUGUUUACAUUUGACCAGUAGUACUUCCAGUA
This is a messenger RNA of Rosa chinensis, 1602 nucleotides long. RefSeq lists its product as uncharacterized. Lineage: Eukaryota; Viridiplantae; Streptophyta; Magnoliopsida; Rosales; Rosaceae. The transcript is spliced from 2 exons. The coding region runs from base 408 to 1379 and encodes 323 amino acids. The record is from RefSeq and is a predicted model, not a curated record.